AUGGGAAAAGAGAAGAUUCACAUUAACCUGGUUAUCAUUGGUCAUGUUGACAGUGGAAAAUCCACGACCACCGGUCACCUAGUAUAUAAAUGCGGCGGGGUCGAUCCAAGAACGCUCGAGAAAUAUGAGAAGGCUGCAACCCAGAUUGGCAAGGGCUCCUUCAAAUACGCGUGGGUUUUGGAUAAACUAAAAGCAGAGAGGGAACGUGGCAUCACAAUUGACAUCUCUCUGCUGAAAUUCACUACUCAGAAGUAUUCAAUCACAAUUAUUGAUGCACCUGGUCACCGUGAUUUCAUUAAGAAUAUGAUCACUGGGACGUCACAGGCUGAUGUCGCUCUCCUGGUGGUCUCCGCAGCAAAGGGAGAGUUUGAAGCUGGCAUUUCUCGGAAUGGUCAGACCAGAGAACAUGCGCUUUUGGCCUACACGCUCGGGGUAAAACAGCUCAUUGUUUGCAUUAACAAAAUGGAUCUGACGGAGCCACCUUUCAGCCAGAGGCGUUACGAUGAGGUGGCGAAGAAUGUGACCGUGUUCAUUAAAAAGAUCGGUUAUGAUCCCGCAGCGGUUCCAUUCGUGCCUGUAUCUGGCUGGACUGGAGAGAACAUGCUCGCGCCAUCACAGAAGAUGUCUUGGUUCAAAGGAUGGAAAAUCAAGAGAAAGGAGGGCAAUGCCAGUGGAAGAACUCUCCUGGAGGUGCUGGAUUCCAUACACCCCCCUGUGCGCAACACUAGCAAGCCCUUACGCUUGCCUCUGCAGGAUGUCUACAAGAUUGGGGGUGUUGGCACCGUGCCUGUGGGUAAAAUUGAGACAGGUGUGCUGAAACCUGGGAUGAUGUUGACCUUCUCGCCUGCUAAGCUGACUGCAGAGGUAAAGUCCAUUGAGAUGCAUCACCAGGGACUGCAGACGGCCCUGCCCGGGCACAACGUGGGCUUCAACAUCAAGAAUGUGGCCGUUAAGAACCUGCGGCGAGGAGACGUGGCCGGUAAUGCCCAGCAAGACCCACCAUCAGACGUCAACAGCUUCGUUGCUCAGGUAAUCAUUCUGAACCAUCCAGGUAGAAUCAAGACUGGUUAUUCUCCAGUGCUGGACUGUCACACGACGCACGUGACCUGCCGCUUCUCCGAGCUACGAGAGAAGAUUGACAGACGCACGGGGAAGAAGCUGGAAGACUGGCCUCAGGUCCUGAUGUCUGGAGAUGCUGCGACAGUCAAACUGGUCCCAAAUAAGCCUUUGUGUGUGGAGAGCUUCUUCAACUAUCCUGCUUUAGGUCGCUUUGCAGCAAGGGACUUGAAACAGACUGUUGCUGUUGGUGUCAUUAAAUCUGUGGAGAAGGCUGACCAAACAAAAAAAACUGUACAAAAAACCCAGAUCUCAAAAUGA
Molecule: messenger RNA, 1377 nt
Organism: Chanos chanos (milkfish)
Lineage: Eukaryota; Metazoa; Chordata; Actinopteri; Gonorynchiformes; Chanidae
Gene: eef1a1l3
Product: eukaryotic translation elongation factor 1 alpha 1, like 3
Exons: 7
Coding region: 1-1377 (458 amino acids)
Biological process (GO): translational elongation
Molecular function (GO): translation elongation factor activity; GTPase activity; GTP binding
Source: RefSeq, a predicted model, not a curated record